Messenger RNA from Phoenix dactylifera (date palm), 888 nucleotides. RefSeq lists its product as uncharacterized. NCBI's taxonomy places the organism in Eukaryota, Viridiplantae, Streptophyta, Magnoliopsida, Arecales, Arecaceae. The record is from RefSeq and is a predicted model, not a curated record.
UGUUGGAAGGAUCAGAUCCGUCCACCCUCGCAAAGCGAGUAACAGGAAAGAAAGGGAGAAAGAGAGCGCGCGCGCGAGAGAGAGCGAGAGGAGAUGUCGGGCGGGUCACGGCGGUCGGGGGCGUGCGUGAGGUGCUGUCUGGUGUUGUUCGCCAUCGCCUCCGCUCUCAGCGUCUCGGGCCCAGCUCUCUACUGGAGAUACAAGAAGCGCUUCUCCGGGAUUUCCUCCUACUCUUCUUCCUCCUGCGCGCCCUGCGUCUGCGACUGCCCCCCUCCCCUCUCCCUCCACAAGAUCACGCCUGGAUUAAUAAACCUCUCCAUUACAGAUUGUGGGAAACAUGAUCCAGAGCUGAAUAAGGAGAUGGAGAAGCAGUUUGUGGAUCUCCUCACAGAGGAGCUGAAGCUGCAGGAGGAUGUUGCUGAGGAGCAUACCUAUCACAUGAAUGCCACCCUUGUUGAAGCAAAGAGAUUGGCUUCCCAGUAUCAAAAAGAGGCUGAAAAGUGCAAUGCUGCAACAGAGACAUGUGAGGAGGCCAGAGAGCAGGCUGAGGCAGCCCUGGCAAAGGAGAAGAAGAUUACAGCACUCUGGGAGCGGCGGGCCCGUCAACUGGGCUGGCAAGAUGGAUGACUUAUAGUUUAGUAGGCUUUUCCCCUACUUGCUCUUUGUAGCCAUAGCAGGUGUUUCUUCAAUAGCGAUGAACAACUGUAAUGUCUAUCUAUAUUUUUGAUGAUGGACAGCACUAAGAGUGUCUGUAGUAUGUCCUCCUUUUGGCAAAAUGUAGAUGCAUGCCUUGGGUUAGUCGAUGUCAAAUCUAAUAUGCUGUAUAUAUUUGCUGCAACCAAAUUCUGCAGCCCUGGCUUAUUAUAUCUUGCUUGUCUCUGUUUCUGA